This is a messenger RNA of Cottoperca gobio, 2771 nucleotides long. Its product is annotated as interactor protein for cytohesin exchange factors 1. The transcript has 11 exons. Bases 64 to 1479 code for a protein of 471 amino acids. The record is from RefSeq and is a predicted model, not a curated record. NCBI's taxonomy places the organism in Eukaryota, Metazoa, Chordata, Actinopteri, Perciformes, Bovichtidae.
CAAAGAGGUCCUGAACUCACCUGAAACCGCAGCUUUCUUCAGUUUCUUUUGUCUUCAUCCGACAUGCUUACCAACGUUUGGUCAGACUUUGAGCAGAGCUUUCGGAACAGUCUACAGUCGUUGAGAAUGUGGUGGCAGGCUGCCUUCCCCAUAUCUGUGCCCCCUUCUAUGGCUGCCGAUGACUAUAACCCUGUCUCCCUCCGACACAAAUCCAAGAAGAAGAUUCGAGGAGGCAAUGGUACAAUGAGCAGGAGGCGGAUUUCUGUCAAAGAGCUGGGUAAACCAGACCACCAGGGCUGGCUGUACAGGAAGAAAGAGAGCAAAGGCUUCCUGGGUAUCAAAUGGAAGAAGUACUGGUUUGUGCUGAAGAAGACGGCUCUCUACUGGUACAACAACCAGCUGGCAGAGAAGGCUGAAGGCUACAUUGACCUCGCCAACUUCAUGAUUGACCGAGCCAUAGAGUGCAAGAAGAAACAUGCGUUCAAAGCUUGCCACCCGCACGUCAUGAUGUUUUAUUUUGCUGCUGAGAGCCACGAGGAGAUGAACUUAUGGUUGAAUCAACUCGGAUUAGCCGCCAUUCAGUACGAGUCAACAGAACGAAACACAGCAGUUGAGUGUUAUAGUGAAGCCAGCGACCACGAAGAAGCUGAAAGCACAGAAAUUCCCCCUCCACCGUACUCAGAACAGACCCUGCGGGACUCCGUGGAUGCAUCCAGCCCGCCUGGCAGCACACAUCAGGGUACCCUUCCUCCCCCCUACUCCUCCGCAGCUCCCAGCGAAGCCAACGGGUCGCUCUCAUCCCCCGUCAGUACGAUGACAUCACAGAGCUCCACCUCCUCGCUCGCCAAGCACCGGCAGUCCUGGUUGGACCUGGUCUCUCAUGCAUCCCCUCCCCCUGGGGAAACAGCGGUGGUGUGUUCAGUUCAGGUACACUCACAUCGACCUCCGCAAGAGGAUGAAGAGGAGGAUGACCCCCAGGUGUCGGACAGCUCGUCUCACCAGGACCCUCCGGAAACGGGGUCCAGCGAGGAAAGCCCUGCUGCGGUGGGGAAGGCACAGAGGAUCGUUUCAGCUGCUGAAAAUGAAGGGGAUCGUGGGAACUGUUCAGAUGAGAUGGAGAAGCUGUAUAUUCAUCUAAAAGAGGCCAGCCUCUCGCCAAUAGGAGAUCGUAAACCAUCCACGAAAAGGGAAUUUAGAGCCUCCUUCGUAAGACGCUGUAAAAACCACACUGUAAAUGAUAAACUGCACCUUAUCAGGACUCUCAACAGCACAUUAAAGUCAAAAGAGGCUGACCUACAGGCAAUAGAGCAUGUGCUGAAGGACCCGGGGCUUACCUCACACAAGUUCAGAGAGUGGAAGGAGGCUAAUGGACCUUUGGUCCAGGAGAUGUGUGUUAAACAGGACCAGCAGGUGGCAUCAGAGGCCACAAAAGCUGCAGCAUCAGCCAUUGCUGCUCCAGUGGUCGAGACCAGUUUAUAAAGACUUCUCAUGACUGUUUUUACCGGCCUCGGAAGACUUCACACUGACGUACUUUGGACACAAACACUCUUCUGUUUUCAGUCGAGACUACUGUUCCAUAUCAGCGGACUUUAAGUGCUAAUCAACAAGUAACUGGAUCAAUGAAGAAGUGUGUUUUUAGUUCCGUGAUGGAGAAAUUAUAUGAUCAGCAGGUCACAAUGAAAUGUGAAAUGUCUUAGUAUUACUUCUACUGUUCUUCUACGUCUGCUAAUUUUACAGAUGAUUGUUUUUACGUUGUAAGUUUGUGAACCUAUGCAGAAAUUGUUUUAAUAUUUGGAAUGAUAGAGUAUGUUUUAAUAAUGGAUUUUCUUCUGUGUGGAAACACGUUUUUACAGUAUGUUUUAUCUACUUUGUUUUCAUCAGUAGUAGUGAACAAAUUUUAACUGUUACUGUUCAGUCAAUUAUUGGUGCCAUGCACCAUCACUGCCUGUUACCCAUGUGUUUUACAGCAACUAUUGUUGAAGUAUUGGUGUGUGGUGUUCGCCCCAGAAAUGAUAUCGCCAUACUUAUCAUUAAGACUUUCCAAGCUGAACACCAACUGAAUAAAUGUUGUCAUGAUAAUUUCAGAUUUUAAUUAAGAUGUCAGAUCAUUUUUACUAUGUCAUCUAAAGCCAAGACAUAAAAAAUCAACAUGUAAUUAAUUAACUUUACCAAACUUUUUUUGUAUAUAAAACCUUAAUGCAAACAAACUUUGGCAUUUUUUGACCACAAACCUUGACCGUAAGGGACUACUUAAUUUAUAUUUUAAAUUUCAAAUGUGAUAAAGACUUUUAUUACUAACCAAUUUGAUAUACAGUCUAUUGGACUUAAGGUAGGAUGUAGCAGUAUUCAUUUGCAUAGGAUGCAUGGCUGAUAACUCUCAGGAAAAAAACUCUAAUAUUGUUCUUUAAGGUAAACCACCCCAGGCCCUUACAAACAAGUCCAGUAGACCCACACCCUGUACUAGUUACACAAAAGCAGAUGAUUAGUUGGUCAUUCGGAGUUAGACAUUGGGCAGUACUGACUGCACAGCCUCAGCUCCAGAGAGCAACAGGUUUAGGAAAGCCCAGCAGGGGCCCAACAAAGAUGCAUUUUUUUCUGAAUUAUGUUUAAUCUGUUGUGCAUGUUAAAUCUUAACUCUGUAAAUAUUUGUACAUAGAUGUGUGAUGUUAAUUCUCGUUGAUCUCCAUUCUGGUAUGAAAGUCAUACCACAAUGCUUAUUUGUAUACAGGGAAAUAAAGUGUUUUUCCACUUUAUAUAUGUGGUCAAUGUCA